Molecule: messenger RNA, 1209 nt
Organism: Trichophyton verrucosum HKI 0517
Lineage: Eukaryota; Fungi; Ascomycota; Eurotiomycetes; Onygenales; Arthrodermataceae
Exons: 4
Coding region: 1-1209 (402 amino acids)
Biological process (GO): transcription by RNA polymerase II; transcription initiation at RNA polymerase II promoter
Cellular component (GO): transcription factor TFIIF complex
Source: RefSeq, a predicted model, not a curated record
AUGAAGAUUGGCGCGCGCUUAGUCAUCAAGUCUCUGACCUCAUACAUCGUAAGUGAACGAAAGCUUCACAAACUGAGCAACACUUCAUUCAGCUAUUUAUUCAUUCAUUCAUUCCACUUUCUAUUACAAGCGCUACAACAACACAGCCAAAACCACACUUAUAUGAAUAUGGCCAACUUGAACACCGGGCAGAUCAAGGCUGAACCCCUUGCCAAUCCAGGGAUCAAGGAAGAGCCUGACACGAAGGACACAAACAUGUCGGACGAGGAUAUUUAUGAAGAUACUGGAGAUCUGGAUUUCACAAAUGCUUUCCAGAAUGUCUGGCUGACGCGGAUACCUCGGAAUUUGUGGGAGCAGUGGUCUAAACUCGAUGAUGAUGAGGAAAUCCAGAUCGGCACAGUCAGGGUUGAAGGAGACCCGACAGAUAUCAAAAGAAACACAUUUGUCUUUACGGAGAAGGAUCUCCCAGGAUAUAAGGAUAAGAUGAAUCGAUUUUACAAUGAAAACCAGCCGUACGGUCGGUCUUAUCUUUACGAGCAGACAAAACGUGAUGCAAAGAAGAAAGAGCGGAAAAAGAAGUGGGAGCCCUAUGUCAGGAAGACGGUACCGAGACAAACGGCUAUCACUGCUCGGGUUCACGAUGAAUUCAACUGUCUUCCUGUUGAAAAUGAAGAAUACCAAAGACUCGCAGAAGAGCGAGCAUUGGAAUCCCUCAAACCCAAACGAGAAACCAAGUUUAUCGAGAAAGUACCUGGAAAGAUGCUUCAACCGAAGACAGUUGCUGCUGCCGACAAGUCCAAUUUUAUUCAAAUUGCGAAGCCGGCAAAAGUGCGCGCUCAGGAAAACAAAACUGCCCGUAUGCCCCAGAACGAACUUCUGGACCUUAUCUAUGCCUGUUUCCGGAGACACAAGUAUUGGCCCUUUAAGGCGCUUAAGGCUGAACUGCAGCAACCGGAAGUGUAUCUCAAACAAACCCUAGAGAUAGUGGCACAUCUGGUUAAAAGCGGCGACUUCGCCAUGACUUGGGAGUUGAAGCCCGAGGCAAGGGAAAGUAAUUAUGCAGACGCCAUCGCGUAUAGGGACGCGAAGGAAGAAUUACCCCCAACGGCUGGGUACAGCUUUGAUGAAGGGUCAGAAGGAGAACCCACUGCAUCUGGCAGAGGGACUGAUGCGGAUGAGGAUGACAAUGUGAAAUUUGAAAAUGUGUGA